AUUCAAUCCCAACCAUUCCUGCUUUCUUCAUACUGAGCUGCUCAUACUAAUCUGAAAACUAAGGAUUCAUUAACUUGAACCGUUCCAUAAAGGGACAGAUUGUGUGCAGGACUUAAUGCUGAUGCAUCCCUGUGAGGCUCUUCUGUGGUGCUUGCCUUCUUACUGAAAACUCAACGUCUGCCCGCAUAACUUCGUUGCAACUUGAAUUUUCUGAGUAUUGUGGGAAACCAUGGGGAUUGGCAAAAAUACUACUUCUAAAUCUGUAGAAACUGGAAAUCCAGCAGAGAGCAAGUAUGAGGAUGAAGCCAAGCAUACUGCUUUCUUUACAUUGCCAGUUGUAAUAAGUGGAGGGGCAACUUCAAGUGGUGAUCAAGAUACAGAAGACACAGAACUUAUGGCAAUCUAUACUACAGAAAAUGGAAUUGCAGAAAAGAGUUCCCUGGCAGAAACCCUUGACAGCAGUGGAAGCUCAGACGCACAAGGAACGGACAUGAUCUACACAAUUGAGGAUAUUCCACCCUGGUAUCUCUGCAUAUUCUUGGGGUUACAGCACUAUCUGACCUGUUUCAGUGGCACUAUAGCAGUGCCCUUCUUGCUAGCAGAUGCUAUGUGUGUUGGAUUUGACCAGUGGGCCACCAGCCAGUUGAUUGGGACCAUAUUUUUCUGUGUUGGAAUCACAACUUUGUUGCAAACAACUUUUGGGUGUAGGUUACCUUUGUUUCAGGCCAGUGCUUUUGCAUUCUUGGCUCCCGCUAGAGCCAUCCUCUCUUUAGACAAAUGGAAAUGUAAUAACACAGCUGUAAUGGCUACAAAUGGAACAUCGGAGCUGCUGCACACAGAACAUAUCUGGUACCCCAGAAUACGAGAGAUCCAAGGUGCUAUCAUCAUGUCGUCUUUGAUAGAAGUGGUGAUUGGGUUCCUGGGCCUGCCUGGAGCACUCUUGCGAUACAUUGGGCCUCUGACUAUUACCCCCACUGUAGCUCUCAUUGGGCUUUCUGGUUUCCAGGCUGCAGGGGAAAGAGCAGGCAAACACUGGGGCAUAGCCAUGCUGACUAUUUUCUUAGUGCUGUUGUUUUCUCAAUAUGCCCGAAAUGUCAAAUUUCCAUUACCUAUUUACAAGUCCAAAAAAGGAUGGACUGCAUAUCGCUUGCAGCUUUUUAAAAUGUUUCCUAUCAUUCUAGCUAUUCUGGUAUCUUGGCUGCUAUGCUUCAUCUUUACUGUGACAGACGUCUUUCCUCCUGAUAACACUAAGUAUGGAUUUUACGCUCGCACUGAUGCCAGGCAAGGGGUUCUCCUGGUAGCUCCGUGGUUCAAGAUUCCGUAUCCCUUUCAGUGGGGUUUACCGACUAUUUCAGCUGCUGGCGUGAUUGGGAUGCUCAGUGCUGUGGUUGCUAGUAUUAUUGAAUCCAUUGGUGAUUAUUAUGCCUGUGCAAGAUUAUCUUGUGCUCCUCCACCACCCAUCCAUGCAAUAAACAGGGGUAUUUUCAUAGAAGGCCUUUCCUGUGUAUUAGAUGGAGUGUUUGGUACUGGAAAUGGAUCUACUUCUUCUAGUCCUAAUAUUGGAGUUUUGGGAAUUACAAAGGUUGGAAGUCGACGAGUUAUUCAGUAUGGGGCUGCUUUCAUGCUGCUACUUGGAACGGUUGGCAAGUUCAGUGCGCUGUUUGCAUCUCUUCCUGAUCCAGUGCUUGGAGCUCUGUUUUGUACUCUCUUUGGGAUGAUCACUGCAGUUGGACUUUCAAACCUGCAAUUCAUAGAUCUGAAUUCUUCCCGGAACCUUUUUGUUCUUGGAUUUUCUAUCUUCUUUGGACUGGUGCUUCCAAGUUAUCUUCGGCAAAACCCACUUUUUACAGGAAUUGACAGCAUUGAUCAAGUCCUAAAUGUCUUGCUGACAACUGCUAUGUUUGUUGGUGGCUGUGUAGCAUUUAUUUUAGACAACACAAUUCCAGGAAGCCCAGAGGAAAGAGGAAUCCGGAAAUGGAAGAAGGGAGCAGGCAAGGGCAGUAAAUCCCUUGAAGGCCUCGAAAGCUACGAUUUACCUUUUGGCAUGGAAAUUAUCAAGAAGUACAAAUGCUUCAGUUUCCUACCCAUCAGCCCCACCUUCCUUGGCUACACAUGGAAAAGCUUCAGGAAAAGUAGUAACUGCGGGACUUCAGAGGACAACUCGGAGGCCACUGUAUAGCCCUUGCUGAAACCUCAGUCUUCUAGCUGUAGUAACAGACCCUUGUGCAGUUUCUUGCUAUUUUAUUGUAUGGUAUUGUAUUGUAUUUUUAUUUUAUUUUUAUUUUAUUUUAUUUUAUUUUGUAUAUUUGCAUUUUAAAUUCUGGAACCAGAGCUGAGACAGGUGAUAAAAAUAGCUUUCCCUAUUGUAGACGGUGAUAGCAAUCUAUAAUGUCUCUCUACAGUUACGUGGUAUUAGUUUGGACCUUUAAAAAACUUUGGGGAUUAGAUAUUUUUAUUUUCAGCAAAACUGCUUUCCCUUAAAAACAAUCCCGAUAAGAUUGGGAAAUAGCAUGUAUGUAGCAGCACUCAGGCGGGCUGAAUUUGUCCUGUUUACAGGUUCUACAUUCCAUUUAUUUUGUAAGCCUGCGUAACCUUAACCCAAACCCUGCAUAAGUCACUUCUAUUAUUCUGGCAAAUUAUUGUAGCAGAGCCUAUUAUGUUAAAUCGGGAUCGGCAGUUUUCCAGAGGGGGCGGCAGGGCAGAGUGUGCUCCCAUGACUAGCUGGAAGAUUGCAGGUGAUACCACAGGAAGAGAGCAGGCAUCAGAAGAUGGGAGAAGGAAAUGUCACUCCUUUUUCGACCUUCAGCCUCCCUGCUCCUUGCAGUGAAAAUUCAGAAUCAGAAUGAGUGAAAUCUUGUGGCGUGAUCUCAGCCCACAUUUGGCUUUUUUUUUAAAGUUUGGAAGUUGGAAUAAUUUCUUUUCUUUGCCACCGCCUCCCAUUCUUGAACUAAGCAGUGCUUUCAAUGUUUUCCAGUAUGGCUGCAGGGAUAAUGGAGGCUUUGCAUGGACUCCUGCCCUGAAUGCACUAAGAGAGAGCCAGGGAGCUUCCUGUUCCUGGUACCACUGGGGUAGAGAAGGGGCAUAGUGGUGGGGGCAUUUGAAGAGGGCUGUCAUCAGAUUGUUUAUCCUUAAACUGACAGAAUGCCCAAGCAGAAAGGCUGCACAGCACAUCAGAUUUGAUUCCAAAAAAACUCUGCUUUGGGGUGCAAAGAGGCACCAGUGUGGCCCUCGUAAAGCAACGGUCUUCUUUCCCCAGGAUGGCGUGGCAGCUGCCAAGGGCGGACAGGGGCUACGUUCCCAACUCCCGGGUGCUCUGGGACACCUUUUCGGCCUUGCUGCUGAAAUGCUUCACAGCUUCACUGUGAAGCAGUAAAGUCACUUCGUCUCCAGGCCUCUCUGUUUUCAGACGUUUUUGCCAGUCCCCAAAGUAACCAACAGUUAAUAAUGCCUGUUCCCGCUUUUUCCAGAUGGAACCCAGGGUCCGUUUUCAGGAUGGGAGAGACGCUAUGCAUGGCAUUGCUGUCUGCCAAAUAGCUUAACGGGUAUUGGGGUGCCUCUGUGGGCCCUGUUCAGUCUCUUCAUGUUUUCUUUUCCUGAACUGAUCUUGGCUCUGAUAUUGUGCAGCUGUUGAUACCAUUGUAAGAAUUUAUUCCUAUUUAAUGUUCUCACUAUAACAGUUUAGUUUGUAGAUACAGGUGAGGUUAGCUUUUCUUGCUCUUUUUUCCCCAAAGGCGGCCCCCCAGUUGUUUUGUUUUUGUAAAAAAGAAAAGGAAAAAAAAAGCUGUGGAGAGAUUUAUCAGAGAGGCAUUAGUGUUCCGGGUUUUUUAAGGCCAGUAUGCUCUGACCCGCUGCUCACAUGUUGUAUGUCAUUGUGUUUAAAGCAAAUACUGCAGACUGUUGGUUGGCUGCUCAAGAAUGGCUACUGGAGAGGAGGCUGAAGAGGUUUCAGAAGGAUGUAAGAAGCUUGAAUGGAUCAGUAUUGAAUGGUGCAGAGCAGAAACAGGUCAGCGGACGGUAGCCACCUCAUGCCCUUUCUGUAGUCAUUCCCCAUCGAGAGCAUUUCUCUUCUCUGAUAUUUUCUCAGAGAGCUUUCAGUAGUUUGCUUCCUUAGAAUCAAGCCAGCCAGGAAGUAGAAUGGCCUCUCUUUUAAUUAUAAAAAAAGAUUAGAUCAGAACUUGUGCUCAGUUCCUCGAAAACAAGACCUCCUUUGGCUUGCUGAGGCCUAGGACCUUCUCUGCAGGAAGUCCCCUUGGAUUUAUCUGGACCCCUUUCCAAGAAAAGCUGAAUAGGAAGGAUUGCAGCACAAAGCUUAUUUGCAGAGGAGUUGAUGCAACUGAAUGUAGCAACAGGUUUUAAAUUAGUUGAGAAACACUGGUUUAGAAGGACCAAACUGCAUGUUUAGUUUUUCCCUUGUAUUGAGGUGCAACCAAAGACAGAAGGGUGGAAAGAACAGCUGCCGUGUGUUGGUGGUAGUUGUAAUCCUCUAAAAUGCCAAAGCCCAUUCCUUUUGCGCACAUUACAGAAGUGAAAAGUUGUACAGCCAUAAUAGUGGCAGAAUGUAAUAUAUUCUGAUUUUGGUCCUAGUCUCUUUUAUUGUCUUCUCCUUUGAUGCUUUGCUAAAGCAAACCCAAAUGCCCCUUGAUUAGGAAGCGAUGCUAUUUUCCAGCCGUGCACAUUUGUUUCAAUAGGCUUGCCCAUGAGUAAGAGUGUGUAGUAAAUAAGAAACACAGCUACCAUGCCCACUGCUGGUGAGACGUGUAUUUUGAGCACUGCAAUACCAAAUAACAACUGCGGCACGAUGCAAACCUUAGUUUCAGUUAUUGGCUUUGGAAUUCCACUUCAAAUGAAAUUAUGAUCUUAAGAGCCUAUUACACAAAAACAAGGAAGAGGCAACUCCAUUCGACCUACUCCUAUCGUGAAAGACACAAAUUCUUGCUUUUCUGAGACUCCCUCAGAAUGUAGUGCGAAUGGCCUAGAAAUAGUAUAUUAAUCUUAGCUAAUUCAGUUGUAGGAGCUGCGCCAGCAGGACCGCAAGCUGCAGGAAAUGCUUGGGAUGCACAACAUUUACAGUGGCAAUCUGAUUUGCUCAACGAUGCAGUCGCUAAAUUCGUGAGGGAACCCAGGCCAUUUCGAAUAAGUGGUUUUAAUGUAAGAAGGCACUCUGUUUACCCCACAAAAGCAACCGGAAAAGGGCACUCUGCCUGCUGCUGUAGCUUCCCAUGUAAGAUUUGGAGGGGGUCCGUUGCAGUAUUGAUGGCGCCUAGACCGAAACUCCCAGAAGGUUCAGCGUUUCUGCAGCUGCAGGGACAGAAGGAAAGCAAAUGUCAGUCCUCAGAGACUUGGUUUGGUUUUUUAAACUUAGCCUCUUUUUGGGAGAGUUGGUAGCUAAAGCGCGCAAAGGGUUUGGCUGGAAGCGCUUCCUGUUCCGCGGAAUGAUGAGGCGGCAGCAGAUGUCUUAGCCAGGGAAGGGACUGUUUCUGUGCGUCUUUUUAUUCGUUUGUUUGUAAAGUGCUGCAUGAAUCUGAGCUGCUUAUUGAUGGGCUUUAAAUGCUGUGUCCUGAGCUGAACGUAAGAAUCAAGAGCAGGAAUCCCUAAAUCCAUUUACUUAGGAGAAAGCCUGAAAUCAAUGGAUAUUCCUUUGGAAUUGAUGUGUGAGGUAGGGUGUAAGAUGUCUCUAUGUAUUUUAGCUGGAAAAAAGUAGAAGCAAGACACACUGAAUUGUGUCUUUGUGCACAGCUACCUGGCUCUCAGCCAUCUGCGUGAGAGAAUGUUGUGUGCAGAGAAUGUGUAAUGGAAGGGAAAAUUUAUUUCGUUUAACUUAAAAGAAAUAUUAAUGACAGGAACACUGCUAUGUCAUGUUGAGGAUGUAAAAACAAAUAUUCAGAACAAAAUCAUUUGAAAGCUUUUGUUUUUAAAGUAUCAUGACUUAUUUGUUAAAUUAAGUAUUUUGACAAAGAUGUUUGAAUGUGUUUUAUAAAAUGAUGCCUCUUGAAUUUAUAUUUAAUUGUUAAUUUUAUCCAUGAAUAACAAAAUGUAUUAAUCAGAAUAAGCUGUAUCAGGGAAAAAAAGGUUUUUAAAUUUACACAGUUUGUUUUACACCAUUUAAUACUGACUUUCAGUGUGACAACUUUGUACAUGAACAUUGCAGUAUUUUGUUUCCAUAAACUUAAAAAGAAAAAACAAAUAAAACCAACACCCAACAAGUGACAUUUCCACCUAGGAUAAUAAAUAUCAGACUUCCUGGGUGGGAGUGAUAAUGAUUGUCAUGACAGUGUCAUGUGAUAAAUUUAUUUCAUUGACAAAUUGCUAGCAAUUGUGUAUACUUUAUUUACCCCUGUUUAUAUAGUAUCCUUAAAUGAAGAUAGAGGACUUCUUGGUCAUUCCCUCCUGAGAACAUGGUACUGGCAACGUAGUUCAGUACUUGUAACAAAUGCUUUGGAACGCAGAGCUGGUCCAGAUACAAGGCAAGAUAUGUGACCAUCUCAGGUAGUGAUUUUUGAUCUUGACUACCAUUUAGGGUAGAGAUCCGGAACUGCUGGCCAAGCAGGAACAAUCAGAAUCCUCCUUAUGCAGGCCUCAUUUGAAGGGAAUGAGAGUUGCCAUGAUUUUGGCUCAACUCCCAUUGAUUCACUGUGGCUCGUGUAGGAGAACAUCCCCAAUGGAUUGGACCACAUCUUAAUACGGGUGCAUAUUAUUUUUGGGAUUAUCCGCCUCAAGCACCCAGAUAUCUUGUGCCAACUCUGUUGAUUAACAAAAAAUAUUAACCAGAUGCAAAGAUUAAGCAGUCAGACCAAAACACAUCAACUUCUUGCUGGUGGCACAAACCACUCUUAAGCUUCUAUCGUCUAUGAAAUGCUGGUAUAAAUAUCAGGCUGUUUCCAUGUUACAGCUGAAAUGUUGGGCAACUUCCAGCUUGUGUGACCUUGGCCUUUUCUGUCGCUUCUGAGCUCCUCUUUGCUUUCAGUCCAGUUCUCACCAUGUCAACUGUAGGUUACCUUCCUGUGAGGCAGAUGGGAACAGGUCAGAGCGUCCUGUUCAGAAACGGGUUGUUUAGAGCAGUAUUUCUUAACCUCAGCAACUUUAGGAAGUGGGGACUUCGAUGCCCAGCAUACUGGCUGGGGAAGUCCACCCUUCUUAAAGUCGCUGAGGUUGAGAAACACUGAUUUAGAGCAUUGGUAGAAACUGAGCCCAUCUUACUUGCUAAAACAAAUAUUCUGUAUUAAUGUGCUCUCUCGAAGCAGCAGUCCUGGAAAUGCUGGUUAGGCUGUGUGCACCUGCCUGCAGGUUUGGUUCAUCCCUGAACAGAUUUUCAAAAAGCCAUCAGGAUUUCAGGACCCAUUUGUUUCUCCCAGGUAAUUCCUCUCUCCCCAGGGCCUCUUCCCAGGAGGCUGUCUUUGUCUUAAUAGACACCUUUCCCCAGCCUAGUGCUGAUUCUCAGGAAGUUCAGUCACACUCAAAAACAUCUGGAACAAUUGUUUGGUGAGAUACUUGCCCCAAGGACCCCAGAGCCCUUCCAGAAAUCACAGGGGAAACAUAUCGAGAGGGAUCCUGUUAACCUAUGUAAUGGCUUUCAUUUAACUGUAAUUCAAUAGAACUGUUACUUGGGCCCCAAUCCAUUUUGGAAGGGAAGCCCUUGGCAUUCCACACCAAGGCCAGGUAACCCUGAAGCCUGAAGUAGUUGCCCCCCCCACCCCCCAGCUGUAAAGCGGACAGCCAUUCGUCGCUUGCCAUCCGAUGCAUGCCUGCAUUCCGGAGUGAUGCAAUCCAUCUCUGUGUGACAGACCAGCACAAAAGGAGCUUUUUUUAAAAAAAUUGUUUUUUUCCAGUGGCCUUCUUGAACAAAAUAACCAAUCCUUAAAACCACCAGAAGGUGGUAUUAGGGGCAAUUCUCUGUAGAAAAUAGGGGCUUUGUUUUUGCUUUGCAUGGUGCCUGUUGCAUAUCUAGAGAACCUCGUUGAAAAGUUUCUUAACUGGCCUGGACGGAGGUUAGCAGACGGGGGUUGCCUUCUGCAGCACGUUUCCUUCGUCCUUCGCUGUGUGAGGAGGCCACGUGCUAGCCAGUAUUUCGCUUCUGCCCGUUGGUCUCUGCCAUGCUGGGCUGCUUUUAAGUAUUGAGAACUCAUCUCCAGCAAUAUCCAAAGCACUCCUGUUCUGUUAAGAUUUCAUUGUGGCUGUGAUUAGUCAUUUAUACAUAUUUGAUAGCAGAAAAUUAAUUACCUUGUGUAUUGUCCAGCAUCUAUUCAAGUAAACCAUCUUGCUGCUGAUUCAAACUAGAGUGCAUUUUUCCCUUUUUUCCCCCUCUGUUCAUAACAACUUUUGCUGUAACAAACUCUUAACUGUUUUUUAGACAGUGGGAAUAAAUCUCUUUUCAUGAGUUUUCUGUGAAUGACCUUAGCUACACAAUCUCAUGUUACAUACCAAGUUGGGUUUUUUCUUUGAGGUGUGUAGUUCUUUUAUUGAAAUUUUUAUGGAUUUUGUUCCGUUUUCUUUUAUUUUUCCUAACAAUUGCUUUAUUAAACGUUGAAAUAUUUAAAAAUAUGUAAUAUUUGGACCAGAUGUUGUGAAUAAUAGUAGAUAAAAGCUAUUUUAUUCUGUAUUUUUAAAAGCUGUUCAGUAUAAAUAAAAGGUGACAUAGA
Python bivittatus (Burmese python) is the source of this 8636-nucleotide messenger RNA. RefSeq names its product solute carrier family 23 member 2 (gene SLC23A2). Gene Ontology annotation, cellular component: membrane. Gene Ontology annotation, molecular function: transmembrane transporter activity. The record is from RefSeq and is a predicted model, not a curated record. Lineage: Eukaryota; Metazoa; Chordata; Lepidosauria; Squamata; Pythonidae. Gene Ontology annotation, biological process: transmembrane transport.